Messenger RNA from Hylaeus volcanicus, 3398 nucleotides. RefSeq lists its product as uncharacterized. Lineage: Eukaryota; Metazoa; Arthropoda; Insecta; Hymenoptera; Colletidae. The transcript has 5 exons. Bases 491 to 3055 code for a protein of 854 amino acids. The record is from RefSeq and is a predicted model, not a curated record.
ACACGAAAAUAUUACUUAAAACCUUUCGUUAUAACUACUUAUCCAAGUAUGAACAAUUCUUUAAAAAGUGGACUAGAGAAAAAAAAUAAACCGGAGUUGCAACUCAUUGUAAGAGAUUUCGCUGGAGAGUUAACAACUAAAUUCAAACAGGUAACUCCUAUAAUUUAUUGUGUCAGUGUUUUGCAUAAUUGGAAUUACCUUUUCUAUAUUUUUACAAACGCUUUGUUACUUUGUUUUUUUGAAUGAAAAGUCUGUUUCACCUAACUAAUAGAAGCAGAAUACAAAAGAAUUCAAACAAUUUUUAUAAAGUUUUUCAUAACUUAAAAGAAUGUAUACAGCUGAACAGUUGUGAGAGAUUACUUGUUAUGCAGUCCGUUAAAUUAAAUUUUUUUAUUUGUUGAGCUUUACAUGUAACGGUGUAUUUUCUCUAGUAGCUACAUUAAUUUCUUUAUAUCUUUUUGUCUGUUGGACUCUGUCAACUUUGAUAAGCAUGAAGACAGAAAUCCAUGGGGAUAAACGGAAAUGUGACGUAUUUGCGUUAUCGUGUUGUAACGGUGAUGGAGCUAUACCAUUUUCUCCACUAGAAUUCGACAUGGUUUCUUGUAGCAGUAAAGAAAAAAGAAAUACGGAAGGAGAAGCCGUUUAUGAAUUAACAGCUCAAAAAAAAACAUCAAUUGAAAAUCAUUUUAGCAUGUAUGGCAACAAUUCUUCUAAAAUAGCCCAAUUUUUUUCUGGUCAUCACAUAUCUCAUUUACUAGGAUUGGGAACUCAAACGCAAUAUGAUGCUUUACGUAAUUGUCAGAGUUUUACUCAAUUAAAUGGAACAUAUACACGGAAAAGUAGUGGAGGAGGUCGUACUUCAUGUGAUUCAAAAGCAUCUUUUAGUAUAGCAGAUUCUCAUUUGAGUACCAAGUAUUUUGAACUUCAAUCGGCGUCGCCUUGCGUGAAUAGCCAAGAUGAAUUACCAGACUACAUCAGGAUGAGAAAUGAUUUUGAGGCAUUUAACAACAAAACUUCACUCGUAAAGCCAUUUGAUUCAAAUUAUGAAAAAAACUUAAUUAUUACAAGUAAAGACAAAAGCAUAUUUAAUGAUACAUGUUUAGGUGAAUUGCAAAAAAUGGAAUCAGAAAACGAAAAGGUUACUUUGCAUUCGUUGAAUAUGGCAUUGAGCCAAAGCAGGAAAAUAAAUAACUUUAAAGAGAGCGGUGCAAAUAUGCCGACAAAUUCAUCGUCAAUCGUGACAGAACGCUCAAAGUAUUUACCAUUGAGUAGUCCAAGGUUGUGUAGUAAGGAGACAAAAAAAUGGUUACAAUCGCCUUUAGAGGCUUCAAAAAUUAACAGCUUAAGCGAGUCCAGUUUAAAAAAUUAUAGCAAUGCUGCAAAUUGUUCAAAUAGAAGUAAAACAUUAUCAGAAUCGAAAAAACAAAAUCGAAGCUCCCUAAAUACAGUAAAAUUGUCGUCGUCUAGUUUAAAAUGGCCACAAAUACAUUUAAGUCAAUCAUUUUAUCCAAAUCAAAACUAUGAAAGCUAUGGGAAUGCUACUAGUAAUAUAAAAGAGAAUGUUUUAAAGGACAAAAAAACAGUUGAUAACAUGCGAAAUGGUAUUAACAAAAGUUUUUGUACACCAUUGAAAAAGAAAAAAAUGAAAUUGUUGAAUGAUUCUUUAAAUUCACAAAAAAACCCUAAUGGUGCGUUGCAACAAAAAAUGGGUACACACUCACCGUAUAAGGAAAAGUUACUUCUAUCUAGCGACAUGUCAAACAUAUUUCUUAAACAUCUCAACAAACAGGCUACUUCUAAAAGUCAUCCACACUUCGAUAAAAAAGAGAGAAAGGUAACGAAGAAAAACACUCAAUCAACAAGGAGGGAGCAAGUUAAUAUUAAACAAAUUCCCAAAAAUAGUAGUUCUGUUGUGAACAAGAAGUAUGAUGUUGAUGAUAGACAUCAAGACAUUAUUUUAAAACAAAACAUGUUAGGGCGUUAUACUCAUCAAAAAGAAAAUACAAUUUUAGAGCGAUAUCUUUCAAACACCGUAAAAAAAAAGGAUUUUAAACAAAAAUCAAAUGAUCUAUUAAAAAACGUCAAUAAUAUUUCAGCGCAUAAAACAGCGGUUUACAAAAGUCCAUGUAUAGAAGAACGAUCAACGUUUCUCAAAGAGUCAACUCGAAAUUUUUUAAAAAACCGUCCAACUAAAAUUAUUUCCUCACAUUUCGAAUCCGACUCGCUUCACAUAAUAUCACCGUCAACGUCGUUAUUACAAGGUAGUAAAAGUCCCAAAGAAAACAAAAUGAAUCCAUUCCAUCGGAAUUCUUUUUUACCAUUUUAUGCGAAGAUUGGUGAUAAACAAGAAACAUUCCAAGGUCCUCCUUUUCGAAAAUAUGAUUCUUUUUUAAACGAAUCAUUAGAAAAACCUUUCUCUACUGAGUUUAAUUCCUCAAAUAGUAAAAGCACACACAUACCAACAGCUACUCAAUCAAAAUUAAGCAGAGCGAAAUUGUCUGUUACAAAUAAAAACUUUUUAUCAAGUACAGUCUGUAGUCGUAACGCGAGUAAUUUGAAGUCAAGUACCGUUCAUCAGCCCAAAGUUCCACAGACUUUUAACGACAAAAAUCAAAUUAAAUUAUCCAAUGCUGCUAAAACAUUUCCAGGUGCUCGCAAAAAUUAUACAGUCAAACUUCAUCAAAACUAUAGCGCACAACCGAAUGAUUCGGCACGCGAUCCUAUUUUUAAAAAUCAUCGCAUAAGUCAUUCAAACGGUUUACAAUCAUCAGAAAAUAUUAUAUCAAUACCUACACUUAGACUCUCAGAAAAUUUUCGAGGUUCUGUAUCGGCACGUGAAACGUCAAUAACUUCACGACAAUCGACAAGGUCGUUAACACGUGGUUUCUCAAAAUUAAUUGGAAAGGCACGAGAAACCGUUUUUAGACGAGACCAACCCGUGACUGCAAGAACUUCCAAUUGUUUAACAAGUUCAUCUUGUUUACGCCAUUGUAAAUUCCCAUUAAAUAGAUUCUAUGCCACUGAUACCGUUAAAGUGUGUAAAGAUUCAAAAUGAAGUACUUUACGUCGUUAUUUCGCUUACUGUAGCACUGACGACAUAAAAUUCUUUUUGGACGUGAAAGAUCAUUUCUGCUUGACUUAAACGCUUAUAGGUUUUCGUCUUAAAAGUCAAUUCAGCUGAUAAACAUCAUUCAGAUGAACUAACCGUAAUACAUUGCUGUUAAUACAUUUUAUUAUUUUUUAAUCUUUUAUCCCUACUAUGCUCAAAAUCAAAUGUGACUUGUGCAACUAGUCAUUAAUACAGCUUAACUAAUGGUAACACCACUACGUGUUUUUCGUGAAUUGAAUUUUUUAGUACGCCAAAUAACAAUUGAAUUUCUAAUGAUUAAUCAAUCCUA